This is a messenger RNA of Talaromyces amestolkiae, 1065 nucleotides long. RefSeq lists its product as uncharacterized. Gene Ontology annotation, biological process: regulation of DNA-templated transcription. Lineage: Eukaryota; Fungi; Ascomycota; Eurotiomycetes; Eurotiales; Trichocomaceae. Bases 1 to 1065 code for a protein of 354 amino acids. Gene Ontology annotation, molecular function: DNA-binding transcription factor activity, RNA polymerase II-specific; transcription cis-regulatory region binding. The record is from RefSeq and is a predicted model, not a curated record. The transcript has 4 exons. Gene Ontology annotation, cellular component: nucleus.
AUGCGUAUUACCAGAGCCAAGACAGCGGGCUCGGGUUUCACAACGAGCGAAGCCCUCACCAAUAUCAUCGGUCUUCUUUCACGCUCGAGUGCACACCAUGGUGGAGUACAUAGCUCUGUUGAGACCGGACCUGAACAGCCUGCAAUUCCCGGUGAUUUCAGAAGCAGCCCGCAUCUAACAGCUGAAUUGAUGAGCCAAGGGUGUCUGGCUGACCCUCAAUCGAAUGAGGACCCCAAUUUGGCUGUUCAUCAGAACGACACUAAAAGCGCUCUGGAAAUUUCAUGUGGCGCGUCUACCACCGUGGAUGCUGCGUGGAUCACCGACCUGGGACUUACUCCCGUCGUUCUCGAUUAUCUGCUGGACAAGUUCCGUGGUAUGGCGUCCUACUUUCCGUUUGUGCAACUCUCAGAAACCUGGACGGCUGCAUUGAUGGCUGAAAAUCGCCCCUUCCUAUUGCUCGCCGCUGUUGCUGCUGCCUCCUCAAAACACUGCCAUCUUCAAGACGCUCUAACCAGACAGUUCAAAGAAUCUCUCAGCAAGCGAGUCGUCAUGGCUGGUGAGAAAGAUAUAGAUCUACUCCAAGGAUUACUUGUUCAUCUUGCUUGGUUCCAAUUUCACUUUAUUCCCGGGAGUCAGCAAGACUACCUGUACGUACAAAUUGCAAUCAGCAUGGUUAUUGACCUUCACCUCGAUCAAGAGGCUGCCGACUUGCUUGGGCAGCGGACCAAUCUCGGUAAUAUCUAUACUCGCGAAGCAUGCCGUGCGUAUCUUGGCUGCUAUUACAUAUCUGGCAUAAUAACAAUGUCUUCGGGAAGGCCUAACAAUCUUCAAUAUCACAAGAACAUGCUCUCAUGCGCUGUGAUGCUGCAACAAAAGCCAGAAUUCGAGACAGAUCUGUUGAUUCAUCCAGUGACGAAAGUGCUACAGUUUGCCGAGGAAGUCUGUGAAACUUACAGGUCAGAAGGGCUUCACGGCCCCUGUCUAUACAUUCAUGCUGAACGAUUCACGACGCGGUUGGAAGACUGGUGGUCCUCUCUAUCGACGGAUCUUCGCAACACAGGUUAG